This is a messenger RNA of Sipha flava (yellow sugarcane aphid), 1195 nucleotides long. RefSeq names its product aminomethyltransferase, mitochondrial. Bases 1 to 1191 code for a protein of 396 amino acids. Gene Ontology annotation, biological process: glycine catabolic process. The transcript has 6 exons. Gene Ontology annotation, cellular component: mitochondrion. Lineage: Eukaryota; Metazoa; Arthropoda; Insecta; Hemiptera; Aphididae. The record is from RefSeq and is a predicted model, not a curated record. Gene Ontology annotation, molecular function: protein binding; aminomethyltransferase activity.
AUGAAAAUUUCAUUGUGGAUUUUUUCAGAACGAUCGUAUUCCAACAAUGAUAUAAAAAAAACCGCUUUAUACGAUUUUCAUAAAAAAAAUGAAGGUAAAAUGGUUCCAUUUGCUGGCUACCUUAUGCCAGUCAAAUAUGCUGAUAGUAUAACUACGUCUCAUCUACACACCCGCAAGUUGUGUUCUUUGUUUGAUGUCUCACAUAUGUUGCAGACAAAAAUUUACGGAAAACAUAAAAAAAAAUUUAUGGAGCGAAUAUGUGUUACGGAUGUGGAAAGUAUGGGAAAGGGCAAAAGCGCGUUAAGUUUGUUUGUAGACGACGAGACCGGUGGGAUAUUGGACGAUUUGAUAAUAACUAAUACCGAUGAGGACUAUUUGUAUAUGGUAACAAAUGCCAGUUGUAAGGAACAGGACAUGAAAAUAUUAACGGAACAACAAGAAAUUUUCAAAUCCAGCGGUCAUGACAUAACCCUCGAGUUUUUGGACAGUAAAGAUCAGUCGCUACUGGCUUUGCAGGGCCCCGGUUCCAUGAGUGUUCUACAAAAGCUCGUUUCUUCUAUCGACUUGUCGAAACUUUACUUUAUGGAUUCUUCAACGGCUACGGUCUGCGGAGUACCUGAUUGCCGGAUUAAUCGGUGUGGUUACACCGGUGAAGAUGGAUUCGAAAUAUCCGUGCCGUCUAGCCGGGUUGAAAUGAUUGCUGAGUCGUUCGUCGCUAAUGACAGUGUAAAAUUAGCAGGGCUAGGCGCUAGAGACACCCUAAGGCUUGAAGCUGGUAUGUGUUUGUACGGGUCGGAUAUAAGUCGGGAAACGACGCCGGUAGAGGCAGCGCUGGUGUGGACUAUAAGCCGUAAGAGAAGAGACGAAAAACGAUUUCCUGGCGCUUCAAUUAUUCUAAAGCAACUGACUGAAGGUGUGCAACGUAAAAGGGUUGGACUUAUUCAAAAAGAACAAGGUGCUCCAGUUAGAGGGGGAGCUGUUAUUUUUGGUGGUGAUGGCCAAAAAAUUGGAUCGGUAACCAGCGGAUGUCCUUCUCCUUCGUUACUCCAGAAUAUAGCCAUGGGUUAUGUGGAUAGCAAGUUUGCCAAAAAUGGAACGGAAGUGCAAGUGGCGGUUCGAGGAAAUAAAAUAUCAAUGGUUGUCACGAAAAUGCCAUUUGUAAAAUCAAAUUAUUAUUCUAAACCUAAUUAAAUAA